AUGCUGGCGAACAGUGAACGUGUACUUAUUGGGAACAUCAAAAUCGCCCGGAGUCUUUUCAAAUUUGUCGAUGAAGAAGUGUUACCCGGUACUAACAUCGAUCCAGACGCGUUCUGGAAGGGCGCAGAAUCCAUAAUAACUGAUUUAUCUCCUGAAAAUCAGAAACUCUUGCAAACACGCGAUUCUUUACAAGUCCAAAUCGAUCAAUGGCAUCGAACACAUCCUGGGCAACAUACCGAUAUCGGUACAUAUAAGAAGUUUCUAUUCGACAUUGGCUAUUUAUCCGCACGUCAACACGAAGAACAAUUUCAAAUAACAACAACAAAUGUCGAUGAUGAAAUCGCUUGUCAAGCGGCGCCACAACUUGUUGUUCCAUUAAUGAAUGCUCGAUUCACUCUUAAUGCUGUUAACGCUCGUUGGGGAUCAUUAUAUGAUGCAUUGUAUGGUACAGAUGUGAUUUCCGAAGACGAUGGCUGUGAGAAGAGUAAUACAUAUAAUAAAAAGCGAGGUGACAAAGUCAUCGCCUAUACACGAAAAUUCCUUGAUCAAUCAAUUCCACUGACAAACCAUGCAUCACAUGCGAAUGUUGUGAAAUAUCAUAUCGCGAAUGGCGAACUGAAAGCUACGUUACAAGAUGGGGGUGUCACUCAACUUCUCUGUCCUGAUCAAUUUAUUGGCUAUCAAGGUGAUUUGAACGAACCUCACAGCAUUCUUUUCCUUCAUCAUGGCCUUCAUAUUGAAAUUGUAAUUGGUUUGACCAAUGAUACUAACAAUCCAAAUGAUCCGGUUAAUAUCAAGGACGUUUUCAUUGAAUCAGUAUUGACGACAAUCGUCGAUUGCGAAGAUUCAGUUGCUGCUGUUGAUGUAGACGAUAAAGUUGAAUUAUAUCGAAAUUGGCUUGGUCUGAUGAAGGGAACUUUAGAAGCAGAAUUUCGAAAAGGCAAAGAAAUCAUCUGUCGAAAAUUAAAAUCGGAUCGAAUUUACACAUCGAAAACCGGUGCAGAAUUAUGUUUACCUGGACGAUCACUUCUUUUUAUUCGUCAUGUUGGCCAUUUGCUGUACACAGAUGCGAUUCUAUCUGAAAAUAACGAAGAAAUACCCGAGGGUAUACUUGAUGCCUUAGUAACAACAUUGAUUGCUUUGCAUGAUCUGAAUGGAAAUCGGACAGGGAGGAUAAGAAAUACUCGUAAAGGUUCAAUUUACAUUGUCAAACCAAAACAACACGGUCCCGAGGAAGUUGCAUUUACUUCGCAUUUAUUUGCUCGCGUCGAAGAUCUUUUGAAACUACCCCGUUUCACACUCAAGAUUGGUGUUAUGGACGAAGAACGUCGCACAACCGUCAACCUCCAUGCAUGUAUUCGAGAAGUAAAAGAUCGUCUAGUAUUUAUCAACACUGGAUUUCUCGAUCGUACUGGGGAUGAAAUUCAUACGUCAAUGGAAGCAGGUGCGCUCGUACGUAAAGCUCAAAUGAGAGAAACGAAAUGGUUAAAUGCCUAUGAGACGAACAAUGUCGCUAUUGGAUUAAGAUGUGGCUUGUCCGAACGUGCACAGAUUGGCAAAGGAAUGUGGGCAAUCCCAGACAAAAUGGCAUUGAUGGUGGAACAAAAGAUCAGUCAUCCUAAAACAGGAGCUACAUGUGCAUGGGUACCAUCACCAACGGCUGCUAUUCUGCAUGCACUUCAUUAUCAUCAAGUCAAUGUUUUUGCCCGUCAAAUAGAAUUACUUUCGUCACUUGAAUUAGAAAAAGAUUAUCUCGAUGAUUUGCUAACUAUUCCGGUGUUAACAACAAGCCUUACUAAAGAAGAAAUACAACAUGAGUUAGAGAAUAAUUCUCAAAGUAUACUCGGUUAUGUCGUUCGUUGGAUUGAUCAAGGUAUCGGUUGCUCAAAAGUACCCGAUAUUGAUGACAUCGGAAUGAUGGAAGAUCGAGCAACGUUAAGAAUUUCUAGUCAGUUGAUGGCUAAUUGGUUACGGCACGGAUUAAUUACGAAAGACCAAGUAGAAGAAACAAUGAAGAGAAUGGCUUAUGUCGUCGAUCGACAAAAUGCUGAUGAUGCAGCUUAUCAGCCAAUGGCAAAGAAUUUUGAUCAGAAUGUAGCUUUUCAAGCUGCAUUGGAAUUGAUACUUGACGGUGAUAAACAACCGAAUGGAUACACGGAACUGAUUCUACACCGUCGACGUCGGCAAUUUAAAGCUCAACACUAA
Molecule: messenger RNA, 2205 nt
Organism: Adineta ricciae
Lineage: Eukaryota; Metazoa; Rotifera; Eurotatoria; Adinetida; Adinetidae
Source: the annotation of a GenBank genome assembly